CCGACACCUCUGAUAAAGCCGACCACACUUGAGCCAGCACCAAGAACUGUAAUGACUUACAUUGCAAAGAAGUGCGGCAUCUGCUUUCAGCCUCCAUCUGUUAUCCUGAUCUACAAAGAAGACAACAAGGAUAAGACUCGCCAGCGCAUCAUGCCUGUCAGAAAUUUCUCCAAGUUCUCAGACUGUGGCUUGGCUGCUGAGCAGCUGAAGAAUAACCCUCGGCACAAGGCUUACCUAGAAGGAGUCUCGCUGCGUCAGCUAAAGAAGCUAUACAGUUUGCUGAAAGGUUAUCUGGGAGGAGAGAGCCUGGCUGAGAGCUUAGAAAAGUUUCUGCAGGAACAGCCCAUUGACCCAGAAGAGGAUAUGAACAAACUAGAUGACAAGGAACUAGCCAAAAGGAAGAGCAUCAUGGAUGAGCUCUUCGAAAAGAACAGGAAGAAGAAGGAAGACCCAGAUUUCAUCUAUGACAUUGAGGUUGAGUUUCCACAGGAUGAGCAGCUGGAGUCUUGUGGCUGGGACGUGGAGUCAGGUGAAGAAAUCUGA
This is a messenger RNA of Pelecanus crispus (Dalmatian pelican), 543 nucleotides long. The record is from RefSeq and is a predicted model, not a curated record. NCBI's taxonomy places the organism in Eukaryota, Metazoa, Chordata, Aves, Pelecaniformes, Pelecanidae.